This is a messenger RNA of Penicillium atrosanguineum, 1203 nucleotides long. RefSeq names its product NACHT nucleoside triphosphatase. Gene Ontology annotation, biological process: mRNA 3'-end processing. Gene Ontology annotation, cellular component: RNA polymerase II, holoenzyme. The record is from RefSeq and is a predicted model, not a curated record. The coding region runs from base 1 to 1203 and encodes 400 amino acids. Gene Ontology annotation, molecular function: RNA polymerase II complex binding. The transcript has 5 exons. NCBI's taxonomy places the organism in Eukaryota, Fungi, Ascomycota, Eurotiomycetes, Eurotiales, Aspergillaceae.
AUGGCGUACAGCGACGAUCUCGUUAAUUCUAAGCUGUCCACUCUGCAGGAUACUGCCGACAGUGUCCCUCACGUCGGUGCUUGGCUCUAUUUCCAUCGACGCUUCGCCGAAAACAGUGUGCGCCUCAUUCACCAGAGGCUUCCUGACUCCCCACCUGCCAAACGAAUCGCUCUGAUAAGCCUUCUAAACGAGCUUGCUCAACAAUCGAAGGCGCGAGGUAAAAAGGAGUUUGUGGUUGCUAUCUCGCCGAUCAUCGAAGAAGCCACCGUCAUCACAUGGAAAGGAGCGCCGCAUUAUGUUCAGACGAAGUUGAGGAAGACCUUCGACGCCUGGCUCGACCGUAAGGUCUUUGAUAUGCCGGUCAUGGAAGCUAUAAUGGCUCGCAUACCCGAAUUCAAACCCAAGAAGGAAGACGAACAAACUACCCAGAAACAACCUCUCGGUGGCUCUUUAUUCGGGUCCACGCCCUCUGAGCUCCAGUCACUGGUCCCUCUCCAAGUUGCUCUCACGAAAGCUGCCAUGGUCUCCAAUACUUCGACCGACACUGCGUCUACAGAGUACAAAAGAAUGAACGACCCCCAAUCUGAGCAGCCCCCGCUUCCGCGUCAGGCAGCGCAACUUAACCAAUUGUUGAGGACUUUGACCAGCGCCGAAAGCUCCGUCUCAGAGGUAAUUAAGUCACGGCGUGCGCUAAUCGACGGACUCGAGAAGCUCCUUACCACCAACCGCUCCGAGUUGGCCAAGGAAGAGACCGUCUCUUCCGAGCUCGCAGAGAAAAAGGCUCAAACGGAUGCCAAGAAGCGCGAAGUUGAAGAUGCCAUCGUGCGCGGCUUCGACGACACGCAAGACCCCGAUCGACCCACAGUCGAAGCAUUGACUCCCCCUCCAGUUGAGGCCAUCACGCCUGUAGGAUCGCCAAAGGCCAGGCCAUCGCAAGCUUCCCACGGUCCCUUCAUGGACGAGCCGGAAGAGCCUCUCCCCGAGGAAUUCUCUCUGUCCUAUAGUGGCCAGCCUGACGAUGGCUCUGCGUUUCCUGAGCUAGGCAACCUUUCUCCUGGUGGCAGCAAUGACUUCGAUCUCGGUGCAAAUGGGUCAGGCGCAAAGCGGCGCAAGACGACCCAUGGCGAGGAUGAUUAUUCGCAAUUUGCAGGUGGAGAUCUGGAUGAAGAUGUGUCGGCUUUGCUAGCCUCGCAAGGGAAUUAG